Messenger RNA from Sphenostylis stenocarpa, 606 nucleotides. The record is from the annotation of a GenBank genome assembly. Lineage: Eukaryota; Viridiplantae; Streptophyta; Magnoliopsida; Fabales; Fabaceae.
AUGGAUUGGUUCUCAUGGCUUUCCAAAACAUGUCUUGAGCCAACACUAGUGUAUGAGUAUGGCCUUACUUUUGCACACAAUGAGCUUGAAGAAGAAGACAUAAUCUACUUCAACCAUGAGUUUCUCAUGAGCAUGGGGAUCUCCAUAGCCAAACACAGGCUAGAGAUUCUCAAGCUUGCAAGGAAAGUGAAGGGAAAGAGGGCACCACGCCCUGUGACAAGGCUCAUGGUGGCGAUCAAGAGGACAAAGAGGUGCUUAGCCAAUUACUUCCGCACGUUCAUCAGCUGUGAAGAAGAGUCAUCAGCACUUGUUGUGGUGCCAUCAUCAUUAUCAUCAUCAAGGACAAGGCCUUAUGGGACAAGAUGGAAGAGUCAUGUGAUGAAGAGGAACAAAAAGUUGAUGGCGUCUAAGCAAGAGAGGCUCUUGCUCACAAAUGGAAGUCCUAACACUGUGGUGCAUGGUCUUGAUGCUUAUACUAGUCCUAUGGUUUACCAUUUCCACAAGGAGGAAAAAAUGGAAGGAGAUAACGAUGAUGGAUACUGGUCUUCGGCUGCUACAGAAGAAAUCAGGUGGGAUACCAUGUUCCAGGAUCUAAAGCCAAAUUGA